Molecule: messenger RNA, 1197 nt
Organism: Saccharomycopsis crataegensis
Lineage: Eukaryota; Fungi; Ascomycota; Saccharomycetes; Ascoideales; Saccharomycopsidaceae
Product: CDC50/LEM3 family protein
Exons: 2
Coding region: 1-1197 (398 amino acids)
Cellular component (GO): plasma membrane; Golgi apparatus; endoplasmic reticulum
Source: RefSeq, a predicted model, not a curated record
AUGGGUCUUAUAAAAAGAAAGAACAAUGAUCUGGACGAUGUGGACUCGAUCUCAGACUAUGAAAAAGAACCAGAAGAAAAGGUGAAGAGCAGACGCCCAGGUGACAACGCUUUUAGACAACAAAGACUUAAGGCCUACAACCCUAUAAUAACAACAAAGACGGUGAUACCUUUGUUCUUACUCUUUGCGGUAGUGUUUGUUCCUUUGGGUGCCGCAAUGCUUUACGGGUCAAAUCAAGUUCAAGACUUGGUUAUUGAUUAUGAACAAUGUGAGAACAUGGCCAAUGCUGAUUACUUCACGGAAAUUCCAGAGGAAUACUUUGAGUACAACUUCAAGACCCCUAUUACUGAAAAACCGCAAUGGAAAUUGGUUACCAAUGCAUCCGAGAGCGAUCCGGUCGAAAAUAAAAUAUGUCAAGUACAAUUCCCGGUGCCAAAUGAUAUUGACGGGCCAGUGUACUUUUUCUAUCAACUUGAAAAUUUCUAUGCCAACCAUAGAAGAUACGUUAUUUCUUAUUGUGAAUUACAACUUAAUGGUGAACCCUCUUCCGUUCAUGUCGUCAAGGAUACUAUUGGCCAAAAUUGUCAACCAAUGUCCACGGAUCCUGCUUCCGGCUUAAUCUAUUACCCAUGUGGUUUAAUUGCCAAUGCCAUGUUCAACGACACUUUCACUUAUCCUGCUGCUAUCAAUGGCACCUCAGACGAUUACGUAAUGACUCAAAAGGGAAUUGCGUGGAGUACGGACAAGAAUAGACUAAAGAAAACUCAAUAUAACGCGUCACAAAUUGUCCCACCUCCAAACUGGGUUAAGAAAUUCCCAGACGGCUACAACGACGACAACAUCCCUGAUAUUUCCACGUGGGAAGAAUUCCAGAACUGGAUGCAUCCAGCUGGUUUAUCCAAGUUUUCGAUCUUAUAUUUCAGAAAUGACGAUGACCAAUUGAAAGCAGGUUCUUAUCAAGUUAACAUUGGUUUGCAUUGGCCUGUAUUACCAUUCAACGGUAAAAAAGCAUUUUAUAUCAGUACACGGUCAGUUCUUGGGGGUAAAAACUCUUUUUUGGGUAUUGCCUGGAUUGUUGGUGGUGGUCUCUGCUUCGUUUUAGGGUUGGUAUUCUUGGUCAUUCAUUUGAUUUCUCCUAGAAAAAUGGGUGACACUUCAUUGUUAAGCUGGAAUAAAGAAAAACAACAUGCUGAAUGA